Molecule: messenger RNA, 3690 nt
Organism: Cimex lectularius (bed bug)
Lineage: Eukaryota; Metazoa; Arthropoda; Insecta; Hemiptera; Cimicidae
Gene: melt
Product: protein melted
Exons: 16
Coding region: 683-3370 (895 amino acids)
Biological process (GO): regulation of signal transduction
Cellular component (GO): plasma membrane
Molecular function (GO): phosphatidylinositol-5-phosphate binding
Source: RefSeq, a predicted model, not a curated record
CUAUAGUGUAAGGAUGGUUUGUAGCGCACUGAAUGGUAAUUUCCUUUGGGUCCUAGGUCCAUGUCUAUUUUUGAUCUAUGGUGUUGAACUGUAAUCGGGCCGUUGGUUGGUCUGUUUCAGUUCUGGGUCGUCGAUUCGAUAAAAGUAGGAUGUGAGUGGAUUAAAACAGUGUAGAUUUUCGUCUCAAUUCUGCAUUCAAGAAGAAAUUGAUUUUUUUUAACUUUACAUCAGUUUUGAGGGACAAAUGACACGGUUUAUCUUCGUAUUCGAGGGGGGCGCUCGGAUUCUUCGUCUCGCGUUCGACAGGGCGAUCUGCUGGAAUCGCUGUCGGCGGAACGGUUGGCACUGAUCCCAUCCAUUCCAGCGGUCGUUUUUAUCUCCAACGGAGGAAAACAUUAGAAAGUUGUCUCCGAUCGCCCAAUCCCCAUGGAGAAAUUGACUUUUUUCCUCAUCCCAGUCCGACCUCCGCUAUGCAGUGCUCUCUCGAAACUUUCAAAAUGAACUGUAAAUGAGACUUUUAUUUUCAAACCGAUUUCGGAAUUUUGACAGGUUAAUGGCUCAUCACUCUUAUUUAAAACAAAAAAAGUGUUUUUAUUUAAAUGAAAGUAUUUUAAAAAGCAUAUCACGGAGUGUUGGUUCGUCAGAUAAUAUCCAUUACUAGUGUUAUCAACAGGUGGAUAAAAUGCAUGAAUUGUUUACCCAAGUGCUCAGCAAAAAAGACUUGUCAAAGGCUGGAGACUUGUUUUCUGUCGCUGACCAAGCCAUAGUCGACGAUUUGACUGAAGUUGUAAAUAAAAUAUGCGACAUUACAAGUCUUCCCGAUUACGUAAACAAUGACAAUGACCAAAGUGUUGUUGAAAUAUGCAUUACCAGAGUGACUUCGGCAAUCAGAGAGACGAGCUCGAUGGAACAGCAUGCCGAAGCACUUGUCGGUUUACUCGAGUCGUGCUUAAACCACAAUCUUAAGCCUUCUCCUAAAGAUGAAGAUCCACCACAUGCAAAGAUAUCAUCAGAUAUCAUUUCAUGCAUUUUUCUGAAUUAUAACAAGAAAGAUGUGAUGAAAAGGGCUCUUCCAGUUGCAGUGAAGUUCCUUCAUAAGGGUAACAAGGAACUUUCCAGAAAUAUGGCAUCAUAUUUAUCGUUAGCAGCGAUAGAUAAUGCGGAUCUUCUUUCGAGCCAUAUUCAGCUCAUUAUUGAUUCCAUUAUUUCUGGAAAUUAUCCAUUAUGCAGAGUUCUUCCACAAGUUUAUGAUGUCAGUAAAGAGCCAAUUCACGAUCACUGUAUGGCGUUGGUGUCUCUCCUUCCUCCUUGUGAACACCAAGAAAGGCUGGCUCUUUUGCAACUCUUUGGAUUAAUUGCUAGCAACAAGCCUUCUUUAUUAGAACCCAGCUUACCUCAAUUAUGUGAGUAUUUAGCGAUUGGAGCUACUGCAGGAGCAACAAUGCAGGUUCUUUUGAGACUGGCUGAAAAGAAACCUCAUCUUCUUAUGGAUUGUGUUCCAAAAGUAAAACAAGCUGCGGAAACUUUCCCAGCUACAUUAUGCUUAGCUGCACAAGUAAUUGCUGCUGUUGGUAAACUGAGUAAGGAUAAAGCUCAGGAAGCUUUAAAUUUCGUGUUGGAACAUCUCAGCAAAGCAGAACGUGGAAGUCAAGGGAUGCUUUUACGCGAAGCUACUUUACUUUGUUCAAGUUACCCUGUUCUUUUUACUGACAAGAUGCUAGCUGAAGUGAGGAAAAACAGGAUCAAUCACGGAAUCUCCCAGGUGAACCAGACUUCAACAGGAGUGACAAUUGUAAAAGUAGGAGAACAAUUAGCUUGCGGGACUAGCAGCAAUAACAACAAUCCUAACAUAAGCAAUAACAAUCUCUCACAAUCCAAACUUUCAUCUCCUCCUUCUACAACAAGAACAAUAGAGCACACAUUGAAUAGGAGUGAAGGAGGGAGAGUUAUGGUGACUCCGCGGCCAAGAUUGGGCGGAGAUAGCCGGAGCACUCCGAGGCUUCAUUCAUCAGCAGCCCAUAGAAGUAUGACGAGGCUUAACAACUUACUCCCUACAGUCUCAAGCGGAAGCGGAAGUGGACUCCAUAAAAGCAUGACGAGGCUUCCUUCAGCAAAUAACAGUGUUACUACCAUAACGAACCAUCCCAAGAGUAAAAUUUCCUGCAGCGGAGUUACCGUCACGACAAACCAUAGCCCAACAUCAGGAUUAAGGGAAGAUAGAGAAAGUUCAGUCGUCUCAUCUACUGUAACAGGAGUUAACUCUCCUUCAACUACUACAGGAGUGAGCUCGAGUGGAGUAUCUGUGAGCCAGACUCCUUUAUCUAUGAGUUCUAGCCAUGCUUUGGUAACACCGAGAAGGACGAAUACAAGCGUUACAAUUAUAAACCAUAACACCAAUGCUGCAAUUGUUGCUAACUCCCAGAGGAUAAGCGUUUUUGAGCCAUAUCCCAUGAGAGACACAGUGCAGCAUUUCUGCGAAAAACACUUGGACAAAAUUAAGGCUUACAUGAAGAAAGUAUCGACGAGAAUACCGCUACCGGCUAAAUGUACAAUCGAAGAAAGGAGGGCGAAAAAGAUGGUCAAGCUACAAUUUGGCUGCGAUGGAAGAGGGGAGCAUUGUUUGUACUCAAAAACACUGUUUACCAUGAGGAGCCGCAAUCCACGUGUUUGGAUUCAUCUUAUGUUUCUCGCACUUCAAGCUAAGUCGCAAAGUGCACUCAGCUCACGGCAUUCUGCAGUCACUGCUCUUAAAUAUUGCUGGGAUAUCUUAAAGUGUGAAAAUAAGCCUUUUGUUACACUGGUUACAUCGGCUUUUCCUUGUCCAAGGGAUCAAGAGGCUGUUUUAAAUGAACUAAGAACAGCUGGGUUUUGUGAUGUAUUUGAAUACAGCCCUACUCUUCCGUCGUCUUCCAUCAGUAGCAAUUUAUCUGGAGGACCGGUAAAUAAUAUGGGCUGGUGGGGUUGUUUUUUGUGUAACCAUCCUGAGAGAGCAGUAGGCUUCCUUCAAGACUCGAGGCCAGUUAUCGAGGGCCAGCUCAAGGAAAAAAAGGGUAGAUGGAGGAUGUUCAGGAGGUGGAGGACUAGAUAUUUUACACUCUCGGGUGCCCGGUUGGAAUAUAAAGCAGGGAAGGAUGAAAAGGAUGCCAGGCCAAUUGACAUCCACCAAAUAAGGAGUGUGAAAGUAUCAAGAGGGGCGAGAAAUAUUCCAAAAGCGUUUGAAAUAUUUACAGGUGACAAUUCACUGAUACUUAAGCCUAAGGGAGGGAAAAACGCAGAAGAAUGGGUCCAAUGUCUUUCAGUCGUCGUUGCUCACUCCCAAGCUCGGGAAGUGCCAACUAGGGGUUCUAGUCUUGUGAGGACUGCAGUUUAAUUUUUUUUUUUCUACCUUACAAAACAACUUAAAAUUAUAAUUAUCUUUAAUGGUGUUUGCCAAAGUUAAGAAAAAUUUAUCGUAGAAAUUGUGUUUCAACAUAACACAGUUUUUUUACUUAUUUUAUUUAUAUAAGACAGUGCAAAAUGCAGAGAACCAUUUGGCCAAAUAAGGAGACUGUUAAUCAAUUUUUAUAUGUUGUUAUUUUCCACUAAUAUAUUUUUAUAACUGCAUGUAUUAAAUACUUAUGUACUUAAGUUUUUUUGUUAUUGUUUUGAUAUUUGUACUCGACUUUUUUAUGUAAAUAUAUUUAUUGUUGU